GCAUAACCCUUGGCAUCGCAUCACUCCGCCAUUGCUACUCCGCCUGAACUUCAAAACCCUAGAUAAAUAAUCUCAGACGAAGCUCCAUAAACGUCGACAUAAGGUCCUUCGCAAUCAAAGACGGAAAUUAGUAUAUGUUACAUGGUCCAUAAUCCGGUUUCAGAAAGGGGAUAAAGUGCAAGAUGCCACUUUAUGAUUGUAUGCUAUUGCUGAAGCCUCAUGUGAGAAAAGAAUCAGUUGUAGAAUUGGUUUCUCGAGUUGGGAAACAUGUAUAUCGAAGAAAUGGUGUUAUCACUGAUCUAAAAUCGCAUGGGACUGUUCAGUUGGGUUAUGGUAUUAAGAAGCUUGAUGGCAGAUACUAUCAGGGUCAAAUGAUGCAAAUGACAAUGAUGACCCCACCAAGCUUUAACAGUGAGCUCCAUUAUCUGAACAAGGAAGACCGCCUCUUACGCUGGCUGUUGGUCAAGCACCGAGACAUCAAAUUUGGCGGGGAGUUUCUGAGUGAAGAUGACGGUAGAAGUGACCUGAGAAUGAUGAGAAGCAGUAUUUAUGACAUGAAUAGUGAAGAUGAAGAUGACGAUGAUGAGGAAGCAUACGACAUAGAGUACCAAGAACAGAAGAAAGACGUCUGAAAUCGGCUGAGAUUAUGUAGUAAGUUGAUCCUUCCGCUUGCCAAGUUUCAUUUAAAGAACGUCUUUAUUUGGUAAAUUUUAGGUCAAAUAAAACCAUUUGUUGGAAGACAUUAGAUAUCGGAAAAGGGAAACCAGUUUUUCGGGUUUCUGUGUUGUUUGUAUGUUUGAUAGUAAGCUGAUUCAUGUCAUAUGAAUGUUGC
Molecule: messenger RNA, 832 nt
Organism: Cynara cardunculus var. scolymus (artichoke)
Lineage: Eukaryota; Viridiplantae; Streptophyta; Magnoliopsida; Asterales; Asteraceae
Exons: 3
Coding region: 183-632 (149 amino acids)
Biological process (GO): translation
Cellular component (GO): ribosome
Molecular function (GO): structural constituent of ribosome; small ribosomal subunit rRNA binding
Source: RefSeq, a predicted model, not a curated record